AUGGGACAUCCAUUGCCACCGUCCUCAGCCACCCCUCCUUCUCGUCGUGGAUGGUGGUCACGACCAAUAGUGACUCCGCCGGCACAGCCUGAUUGUAAAUCCAAUUGCAAUGAAUGUACGCUUUGCCUUACACCAUGUUGCGGCGGUAUAUUGACCUUCAUUGCCGUAUGGAUAUGUCUCGGUAACUUCAUCUUCAAUGCUCACUGCGACGCCAAAUUCUCAAUCCAGUCCAUCGCCAUCUCUCCCUCCUCCGCCACAUGGCACGUUGAUUUCCUCGUCAAAAGCCCUAGCUCUAGGUUUUUAAUCUUCUACGGAGGCGAUGAAACUGCAGUGAGGCUCGGUCCCUUACACGCUGCCGUUUUAAAUACUUCUCACGCACGUAAGUCUUCAAGCCACACGGAUUUCUCAGUGGAUUUCGUUGCGGAGGGGAAUUCAACCGACGCUGUUUCUGAACAAUUACAAAUCAAAUUAAGGGCGAAUCAUAAUGUUUACGCAUUUCAUCCUGAACCAGGACAUAUUGAUAUAACGUGUUAUAAUCUGACACGAAACCAUGAUAACGUCGAGAAGGUUCAGCAGUGUUACUCUUCUUUCAAAGCAUUGAAAGAACUUUUUGCCGAUUCCGUCUCCGUCUCAUCCUCUAACUGGAGGGUAGGACUUAUUGCGACGAGUCCAGUCUCCGACUGCGAAAUCUCUCUACGUGCACUCAAGUCUAGUUUAAUCCGUGGCGAUCAAGUUAUCUCCAAUUCAUCUUCGGAGUUUUUUGGACAAUUUGUCACCGGAAACAAAAUAGAUGUCGUUUUCCAGAACGUGGUGAUGCCGGCAGUUAUUGGCGACGUGAUUUGGGAUUUUCGUGUUCAGGUUUGGUCUGCAGUGGACACACAUGUUCGUUUUGGAAACGGGUUUUUGAUGGUGUCUUGUCCCGAUAUUCCGGUGAAAUUCACGACGGAUACGGCGGGGAAUGUGAUGGGAUCGUUGCUUGGAAAUAUAAGACGGUGUGAUUAUAUUUACCAGAAAAAAUUGGCUUAA
This is a messenger RNA of Capsella rubella, 1026 nucleotides long. RefSeq lists its product as uncharacterized. NCBI's taxonomy places the organism in Eukaryota, Viridiplantae, Streptophyta, Magnoliopsida, Brassicales, Brassicaceae. The coding region runs from base 1 to 1026 and encodes 341 amino acids. The record is from RefSeq and is a predicted model, not a curated record. The transcript is spliced from 3 exons.